CUCUAGUGAGUACAACAUCAUAUAUUGAAGACAUCUGACAUACACUUGCUACAACUAGAAAUUAAACAAAAGAUGCUCUUUCUACUCUUAUUAGUGACCAUUCCUACCUUCCUCUAUUUCCUACUUCAACAUGCCAAGGGUGGAAAAAAUGUUCUGCCACCAGGUCCUUUAGGGCUGCCUUUAAUUGGAAAUUUGCAUCAAUUUGAUAGUUUAACUCCUCAUCUUUAUUUUUGGAAACUUUCCAAGAAGUAUGGAAAAAUAUUCUCGUUGAAACUUGGUUCUGCCACUGUGGUAGUAGUUUCUUCAGCAAAACUUGCAAAAGAGGUAACAAAGAUACAAGAUUUAGCAUUUUGUAGUAGACCUUUUAUUCUCGGGCAGCAAAAAUUGUCUUACAAUGGUCAUGAUAUUGCCUUUGCACCUUAUAAUGACUAUUGGAGGGAAAUGAGAAAAAUUUGUGUUGUUAACCUCUUUAGUCUCAAGAAAGUGCAAUCGUUUGGUCCAAUUCGCGAAGAUGAAGUCUUUAGAAUGAUCAACAACAUAUCUAAACAAGCAAUGAACCCUCAAAUAACCAAUUUGAGCAAUAUAGUGAUUUCACUAACUAGCACAAUUAUUUGUAGAGUUGCAUUUGGUAUUAGGUAUGAUGAAGAAGCACUUGAAAGAAGGAGGUUCGAUGAAGUUUUAGCCAUGACUCAAGAAAUGAUGGCAGGCUUCUUUGUCUCUGACUAUUUUCCUUUCUCAAGCUGGUUUGAUAAACUCUCUGGAAAUAUAACUAAACUUGAGAAGAAUUUUAAGGAGUUGGAUGAGUUUUAUGAAGAACUCAUUGAGCAGCAUCUUGAUCCCAAUAGGCCAAAAUCCAUGGAAGGAGAUAUUCUUGAUCUUUUGCUACAAUUGAAGAAAGAGCAAUCAACCCCAAUCGAUCUCACUUUGGAUAAUAUAAAGGCAAUUCUCAUGAAUAUAUUAGUUGGUGGAACAGACACUGGCGCAGCUACAAUAGUUUGGGCAAUGACAGCCUUGCUGAAGAACCCAAGAGCCAUGAGGGAAGUUCAAAUAGAAAUAAGAAAAUUAGUUGGAAAUAAGAAAGGUAUGGUGAACGAAGAUGAUGUCCAAAAUAUGCCCUAUCUCAAUGCAGUGAUUAAAGAGACAUUUAGAUUGUAUCCACCUCUUCCACUCCUAGUGGCAAGAGAAACAAUGCACAAGUCCAUACUAGAAGGGUAUGAAAUUCAACCAAAAACUAUAAUUCAAGUUAACUCUUGGGCAAUUGCUAGGGAUCCUGAAUACUGGAAAAAUCCAGAACAAUUUAUACCAGAAAGAUUCUUGAAUAGCACUAUUGAUUUUAAAGGCCAAAACUUUGAGUUGAUUCCAUUUGGAGCAGGUAGGAGAGGUUGCCCAGCUAUUGCACUUGGUGUUGCAACUGUGGAACUUGUACUGUCUAAUCUUCUUUAUGCAUUUGAUUGGGAAUUGCCUUGUGGGAUGAAGAUUCAAGACAUUGACACUGAUGCUUUGCCUGGACUUACCAUGCAUAAGAAAAUUGCUCUUUGCCUUGUCCCUAAAACUUAUCUCUAGACUAGACCUAGUACACAUAAGCAUUUUGCAUAUUUCUUUCUCUUUAACUAGGGACAAAAUAAAAGAAGCACCUUGUUUUCCCACUAUGUGAUGUCUUAUUUAUGAUUGCAAUGAGCUUUUAGCAUGUGGCAAAAAAAAAAAUAUGCUGUCUUGGACAAUCAGAGGAUUUGCAUGGAAAAUGAAGGCCAAACUUCAUGUUUUAUGAUUUGAGUGAAAUUUGAUUUGUAUGAGUGUUUGGAGA
Molecule: messenger RNA, 1804 nt
Organism: Lycium barbarum (goji berry)
Lineage: Eukaryota; Viridiplantae; Streptophyta; Magnoliopsida; Solanales; Solanaceae
Product: 6,7,8-trihydroxycoumarin synthase-like
Exons: 2
Coding region: 73-1563 (496 amino acids)
Molecular function (GO): iron ion binding; oxidoreductase activity, acting on paired donors, with incorporation or reduction of molecular oxygen; monooxygenase activity
Source: RefSeq, a predicted model, not a curated record